GGGCCGAGCGGGCGUGUCCGGCACGGCACCGCCCCCGCGGCGUGAGGGAUGUGCGGUGGCGGCGGUAGCGGCGGGGGCCGCCCGGGCGGGUCAUGGUGUGAGGUGUGCGGCGCGCGCCGCCAUGAACGGGAUGGCCCCGCCGCUCGUCGAGCCCAAGGAGCGGGUGCUGCAGCUGGGCGAGACCUUCGAGAAGCAGCCGCGCUGCGCCUUCCAUACCGUGCGCUAUGACUUUAAGCCUGCGUCUAUUGAUACCGCUUGUGAAGGAGACCUUGAAGUUGGCAAAGGUGAACAGGUGACAAUAACACUGCCGAAUAUUGAGGGCUCCACUCCACCAGUGACAGUGUUCAAGGGCUCCAAGAAGCCUUACCUAAAGGAAUGUAUCUUAAUUAUCAAUCAUGACACUGGAGAAUGUCGCCUAGAGAAACUCAGUAGCAACAUCACUGUGAAGAAAAUCAGAGCUGAAGGAAGCAGUAAGGUUCAGUCUCGUAUAGAACAGCAACAGCAGCAAAUCCGAAACUCAACUAAGACUCCAAACAACAUUAAAAAUUCCCCACCAAAAGACAAGAUGUUUCCAUCCUCCCCUAUGGAUGACAUUGAACGAGAACUAAAAGCAGAAGCCAGCAUCAUGGACCAGCUGAGUAGUUCUGACAGUUCAUCUGACUCCAAAAGUUCUUCCUCCUCCUCAUCAAGCAGUGAAAAUAGUUCCAGUGAGUCUGAAGAUGAGGAAGCAAGGCCCUCUCUUCCAAUGUCAAUGCCAUAUCUGCAGCCACAGCCUGCCGUGUCUGCCAUACCACAUCAGGCUCUUCCUGACAAAGAUGCCAGUCAUAACAGAUCCCAGGAGAACAGUGGUCAUAUGAUGAAUACACUACGAAAUGACUUGCAGCUGAGUGAAUCUGGAAGCGAUAGUGAUGACUGAACAAAUCUUUGGCCUUAAUGUAUCACCUUCUUUUUUUUUUUUGCUAAAUACGUCUUAGCAUCUGUUUUGCACUAAGAUUAGAUUACCAGAGACUGGAAUGAAUGUCCUUAAUUUUUGAUAAUAAAGGCAUCCUAAUUUUCUACUGACACAUCGAGUCCACAAUACGGCAGCGCUGGUAUAUUGUCAGUGCUAUGGUUAUGUGUUUACCUUUCAAAUUACUGUAUUUACAGUAAAAUUGUGUAUGAUCUGAUUUUAAUUGUUUUGCCUCAGCCACCUGUGUUACUUGAAAAUGAUUUGUAACAGAUUUGUAACAGCUAGCUACUUUAUAUAAAUAGUUAUAGGAUGGAGAAAUUUCUGAUAUUUAUGGAGGCAAGUUUCCUUUCUAUCAUUUAAAUGUUGGAUGCUGAUCUCACAGCUUAAACUUGGAGGGUAUAAAAGGGAGAGUAACUUAAUGAGGUCUGCUGUGUCAGCAAUGCUUUUUGUUCAGUUCACAGAUUACACCUUUAAGGAAACUGCUGAAUCAUGUGGUCCACUUGCGCAGUUACAGUUUACAAUUGUUCAACACAUUGCUGAAUUCCUAAUUUCAUUGUUUUAUAGGACUUUAUAUUCUGAGCCUCAAGAUUCCUGAGGGAACUUGUCUAUUCUCUGCCUUUUUUAUGCAACUUGAAUAGGCUGGUCUUUUUACAACCUUUUUGUAUCUAAAUUUAGAUAACUGCAGAGACAGCAAGGAAUUUUCUUCAUUUAAUUCUGUAACGGAAAUCAAAAACUUUCUUUGUAGGGGUAUAAAAGUAAUUUAAUAAAGCAAUAUUUAUCAUUUUA
Molecule: messenger RNA, 1735 nt
Organism: Lagopus muta (rock ptarmigan)
Lineage: Eukaryota; Metazoa; Chordata; Aves; Galliformes; Phasianidae
Gene: EAF2
Product: ELL associated factor 2
Exons: 6
Coding region: 122-916 (264 amino acids)
Biological process (GO): regulation of transcription elongation by RNA polymerase II; positive regulation of DNA-templated transcription
Cellular component (GO): super elongation complex
Molecular function (GO): transcription elongation factor activity
Source: RefSeq, a predicted model, not a curated record